Molecule: messenger RNA, 267 nt
Organism: Paramecium sonneborni
Lineage: Eukaryota; Ciliophora; Oligohymenophorea; Peniculida; Parameciidae
Source: the annotation of a GenBank genome assembly
UAUGAUAAAUUACCAGCGUUGUGUAACAACUUACAGAUAUAUCGAAACCUUAAAUAAUUAAUUAUUUUUUACUUGUUUUUUGAACAUUCUAAAUUGUGAUUCUAAAUUCAGUUGGAUGCUAAGAAUCAAAACAUUCCAGACCCAAAAAUACUUAAGGAAUAUUGUAAAAAGCCCCAUUGAAAGUGAUUGUUUUUGUUUCUUAAUAAUAAACUAUGCAAUUUGCUGAAAUAGCAUCAAAAAAUCCUGAGUCAUAAGUUAAUAGCGUAG